AUGGCCACUUCAUCAGAGGUGCCGCCAGGCCGGACCGCUCUUAUUUUGUAUGGAUCAGAGACUGGCAAUGCUCAGGAUGUCGCGGAGGAACUUGGACGUCUGACAGAACGGCUUCGCUUUGCUACUCAAGUUUCUAAUCUCAAUUCUGUCCAGCUUAAUCAGUUGCUCCACCACUCUGUUGUGAUCAUUGCUAUUUCCACGACUGGCCAAGGGGACCUCCCUGCGAAUGCUCAGACGUUCUGGAGGGCGCUCAGAAGCGUGCGGUUACGUCCUGGAUGCUUGCAGCCAGUCCGGUUUACUACAUUCGGCCUGGGAGAUACGUCGUACCCAAAAUUCAACUGGGCGAGCCGGAAGCUGUAUAAUCGACUUGUGCAACUAGGCGCACAGCCGAUCCAUGACCGAGGCGAAGCAGACGAGCAACAUCCUGAAGGGGUCGAUGGAAGCUUCCUGCCCUGGUCUCUCGAUCUGAGGCAGACCCUCUUGGACCACUAUCCACUGCCCCACGGAGUCGAGCCAAUACCGGAUGAUGUCCUCCUGCAGCCGAAAUGGAUCCUCGACUUUGCUGACCAGGAGUGCGUUGAGGCUUCACCGGACAAGGACUUACCUCCGGAAGACCUUCUGCCUAUACCAGGAUUCCUAACCGCGACAAUACUCGAUAACAGGCGUCUGACAUCGCCCACCCACUGGCAAGACGUCCGGCAUUUGACCCUCUCUACGCCGACACCAACACCCUACGCACCGGGCGACGUCCUGACCAUCUACCCCAAGAACUUCCCCUCCGACGUCUCCGAGUUUCUCUCCACCCAGAACUGGACCUCCAUCGCCGACCGCCCCCUAACCUUCAAGCCUACCUUCCCCUCCACCCACGCCUCCAACCUCAGCACCUACCCCCCAGCACCCCUCUCCCACCUCUUUCUCCCACCCGGCACUCUCACCCUCCGGACCUUAUUCCAAAACUACCUUGACAUCAUGUCUAUCCCGCGGCGCUCCUUUUUUGCCCUCCUCGCGCACUUCACCACCGACGCCGACCAGCGAGAUCGCCUGGUUGAGUUCACAGACCCAGCGCUUGUUGACGAGCUCUACGACUAUACGACGCGGCCUCGCCGCUCUAUCCUCGAGGUCCUGCAGGAGUUCGACACCGUAAAGCUGCCCUGGCAGUGGGCUUGCGCUAUCCUGCCUGCGCUGAGGGGACGGCAGUUUUCUAUUGCGUCGGGCGGGCGGCUCAAAGCCGGAUUGCAAAGCAGCGGUGGGGGCACGCGCAUCGAGCUCCUCGUUGCAAUAGUAAAGUACCGCACAGUGAUCAAGCGCCUCCGCCAGGGCGUCUGCACGCGCUACAUCGCUUCGCUGUGGCCUGGUCAGCGCAUUAACGUUACUUUGCAGCGCGGCGGGCUUAAUACCUCAAGGGCAGAGGCCAAGAGGCCGGUCGUUAUGGUUGGCCCAGGGACGGGCGUUGCGCCAAUGCGGAGUUUGAUCUAUGAGAGGAUGACUUGGCAGGAGGAGGAUGAUGAAAGGAAAGGACGGAGUGGCGGCGGCCAAGGGGAGGGAGGCGGGGAUGUACUGUUCUUUGGAUGUAGGAACGAGAAGGCGGAUUUCCUCUUUAGAGAUGAGUGGGAGAGGCUGAGAGAGGAGGCAGGGCUCGACUUUUUUGCUGCGUUUUCGAGGGAUCAGAGACAGAAGGUAUAUGUUCAAGAUCUCGUCCGGCAGCAGUCACGCCUUGUGUACGAUGCACUCACGACCCGCAACGGACUUGUCUACAUCUGCGGUUCGUCGGGUAAGAUGCCGCAGGCGGUGCGUGAGGCGCUGAUCGAGGUAUUUCAGAAAGAGGGCGCACUGGAAAGGGAGGAUGCAGAAAGGUAUUUGCUGAGUAUGGAGAAGGCAGGCAGAUACAAGCAAGAGACGUGGUAG
Messenger RNA from Coniosporium apollinis CBS 100218, 1905 nucleotides. RefSeq lists its product as uncharacterized. The transcript has 7 exons. Gene Ontology annotation, cellular component: cytosol. The record is from RefSeq and is a predicted model, not a curated record. Gene Ontology annotation, molecular function: FMN binding; NADPH-hemoprotein reductase activity; flavin adenine dinucleotide binding. Lineage: Eukaryota; Fungi; Ascomycota; Dothideomycetes. The coding region runs from base 1 to 1905 and encodes 634 amino acids.